This is a messenger RNA of Strongylus vulgaris, 207 nucleotides long. The record is from the annotation of a GenBank genome assembly. NCBI's taxonomy places the organism in Eukaryota, Metazoa, Nematoda, Chromadorea, Rhabditida, Strongylidae.
AUGUGCCUUCUCGUUCUGGAACAACCGGGAUCAGCAGCAUGCAAGGAGAUGCAUAAGGCACCCGGUUUCGGCGUUCUGAACUAUCCAAGCGAAGAAGCUAAAGAAGUCUUAUGCACUAUCGACCCUGUAUUCAAUUUACGCGGCCAACUCGAUUAUCUACCGGGCGGUGAGGGUUUGAUACUGAUUGCUAUAUGGCCGAUAUUGUGA